Messenger RNA from Tetrapisispora phaffii CBS 4417, 624 nucleotides. It is a transcript of the gene OCA6, whose product is annotated as protein-tyrosine-phosphatase. The record is from RefSeq and is a predicted model, not a curated record. Bases 1 to 624 code for a protein of 207 amino acids. Gene Ontology annotation, molecular function: phosphatase activity. The transcript has a single exon. NCBI's taxonomy places the organism in Eukaryota, Fungi, Ascomycota, Saccharomycetes, Saccharomycetales, Saccharomycetaceae.
AUGGAACUAGUUAGUCCUUUGCAAUUCAGUGUUGUGCAACCAACUUUAUACAGAGGGUCGUACCCAAGAGAGAUAAAUCUACCGUUUCUAAAGUCAUUACAGUUGAAAAAAAUCAUAUCAUUUGUCCCUGAAGAGAUAACGAAGGAAGUAGAUGCAGUGCUAGUCAACUUCUGUGAAGAACAUUACAUUGAACUGAUACAUAUACAAAGUGGCAAGGUCAAACAGAAGAAAGAGAAGAAGAAGAAAGAGGACAAGUCUAAGGUAAAGAGAAAACAGAAACAAGUACCCAUUGAGUAUAGUACUGUCAUUGAAUGUGUUAAGAUUUUGAUAAAUAAAAAUAAUUAUCCCUGUUAUAUGCAUGGUGUUAGUGAUAAUGACAUUGUGAUUUCAUUAGUGGUAGCAUGUUUGCGAAAAUUCAGCUUUUGGAGUAAUAUUGCAAUAAUGAAUGAGUUCCUUGUUUAUAAUUCAAGCAUUAAUAUACAUGAACGUACUUUUAUUGAGAGUUUUAAUUCAGAAAUCAUUAUUGAAAAUAUGGAUAAGAAAGACAUUGUUAAUUGGAUUCAUUCUCAAUCAACAUCAUCGAGUUCCACUAGCAUGUUACCAAAAAUUAAAUUUGAAAGUUAG